Nerophis ophidion (straightnose pipefish) is the source of this 810-nucleotide messenger RNA. RefSeq names its product aquaporin-3-like. NCBI's taxonomy places the organism in Eukaryota, Metazoa, Chordata, Actinopteri, Syngnathiformes, Syngnathidae. The record is from RefSeq and is a predicted model, not a curated record. Gene Ontology annotation, biological process: water transport; glycerol transmembrane transport. Gene Ontology annotation, molecular function: water channel activity; glycerol channel activity; urea transmembrane transporter activity. Gene Ontology annotation, cellular component: basolateral plasma membrane; plasma membrane. The coding region runs from base 1 to 810 and encodes 269 amino acids. The transcript is spliced from 6 exons.
AUGGGCAAACAAAAGGACAUGUUGGCCAAACCGGAAGGGACCUUUUGGAUUGGACACACGCUUUUUCGCCGGGGCAUGGCGGAAUGUUUGGGAACUCUCAUCCUGGUUGAUGAGUGUCGACUUUCUUGGGUUCUCGGAGCUGGUGGUGGCGCCAGGAGUCAGGGCAGAGGAGCAGAGAAGGUGAGAGGGGAGAGGCCUCUACUGGAAAGCGAGCGAGCCUCGGCGGAGGAGGGCCUGGAGGAGGAAACGAAGCGUUUCAAAGACGCGUGCAAAGAGAGGUGUCACUUUACCGUCACUUUGCUGGGAAAACCGCGGCGCCCGAGGACCUUUGCGCUGUUUUUCUUCUUCCAGACUUUGGGAGCAUUCCUGGCAGCCGCUGUGGUAUUCUGUGUAUAUUUUGGUUAUCGGAACGUCCUCGCCAUCAUUGACCCGCACAACAAUUCCGUCCAAGAAGGGCUCGAGGCGUUCCCCAUGGGCUUCUUGGUGAUGGUCAUCGGCCUGUCUAUGGGGUUCAACUCGGGCUACGCCAUCAACCCGGCUCGGGACCUGGGGCCUCGCAUCUUCAGGGCGAUCGCCGGCUGGGGCCUCAAGGUUUUCACUGCUAUCUUUAAAGAAAACGUGAACAACUAUUGGUUCCUCAUUCCUAUCAGUGGUCCCUCAGUGGGCGCCGCGGUGGCGGUGAUGGUGUACCAACUCAUGGUCGGAUACCACCUUAGCAAAGAAUCAUCACACAAGAUGAAGAAGAAGCAGAGGGAUGAAGGGAGCAGACUCAAACUUUCCGACCUUGCAGCCAAUAAAGACGCAGCUUGA